UUGAGCAAAUGAUGUCGCUAAAAGGUUGCGUCGUCGUCAUAUUCAUUUUAACAUUUAGAAAUUUAUUAUUAUGUGACGCUGAAGAAUUUAAGGGGGAAACCACUACUAUCGCAAGUAAUACUGGAAAUCAUACAAAGAAAUUUUUGUUAAAAAUGCCUUUGAAAGAUUAUCGAGAUGCAACAAAAAAUAAAGUAAAAAAGAUAAAACUCAAAGAUGGAAGAUCUGCGACUGAACAUGACAUCGGAAGCAUGGAUGGAUACGUGCUAUCGAUGGUUAGACUGGCCUCUGAACUUCCAACUAAGAAGUGCCCGGUCUUACUGGUCCACGGAAUGUUUCAGUCUUCCGACAGAUUUCUCAAUCAGGACAAGAGUCAGUCUCUAGCCUACUCACUUGAUGAUCUAGGAUACGAUGUGUGGUUAUUUAACGCACGCGGCAAUAAAUAUUGCCAAUCGCACGUCGCUUAUGCACCGCAUGAGCAAAAAUCCGAAUUUAACAAUUAUUCUUAUGAAGAAAUCGGCUGUUUCGACCUUGCUGCUGCUGUGGAUUAUAUUCUUUCAAAGACCACAUUUAAGAAGAUACAUUAUAUUGGCCAUUCGUUGGGAGGAACUUUCUUUUUGGUUCUGAAUUCCUUGGUGACCGACUACAACGAAAAAUUUGACAGGGCGUUUUUAAUGGCUCCACUAGGGUAUCACACAACAAUUACUAACACGAAUCUCCAGAAAGAGUUGAACGAUCCUACAUCGUUACAUGAAGCACUAAUAAAAGUAGACACGUUCGAAAUAUUCCCAUAUGAAGCUUACGUGCCAAACCAGGAUAUGGUCCCCGAUAACUGCCUCGGAGGAAAAACAUGGGAAACAAUUUGUAACGAAUUACAAAUUCAGAAAAUCAUGGGUAUAAAAUCAUCCAACAAUACAAUAGCUGAGACGAGAGGUGGCUCUACCAAGAUAUUAAUUCACUGGGCACAAAAUAUAAAGAAUAAAAAAUUUCAUCGCUGGGAUUUUGGGGAAGCAAAAAAUGUAGAAGAGUACGAUGGUAAAGAUCCUCCAGAAUAUCCGUUAAAUGCUAUCACUGUUCGAACUAAAAUUAUCUACUCGCCGGACGAUAACAUGGUGAAAGACACGGAUAUUCGAGCGUUGGCUAAGCAAAUGAAGAAUGCUACAACCAGGAAAGUGAAAAGGGCCAAUUUUAAACACGAUGAUUUUAUUGAUGGUGAAUAUAUCAUGGAAGACGUCUAUAGCGGCAUUUUAAAAGAUUUAGAGUACCCAAAGCCUCUUGUUAGGCGGGUUAAUGGGACUAACACAAAUGAAACGGAAAGUAAGCCUGCGAGUUUAACUGAUAUACCUUGGUCUGCGCUACUCUCUUUGGUCGGGAUCUUACUGUUCAUAUUCAUAAGCAUAAUAAGUUGUUGUUGUAAGAAGAAAGAUGCCAAUGGAGCUUGUGCUACUAACGCAGGCCAACCAGCGAACGCAUAAAAUAUAA
This is a messenger RNA of Cydia amplana, 1479 nucleotides long. Its product is annotated as lipase 3-like. The transcript has 6 exons. Lineage: Eukaryota; Metazoa; Arthropoda; Insecta; Lepidoptera; Tortricidae. The coding region runs from base 9 to 1472 and encodes 487 amino acids. The record is from RefSeq and is a predicted model, not a curated record.